Messenger RNA from Pollicipes pollicipes, 1125 nucleotides. RefSeq names its product phosphatidylinositol glycan anchor biosynthesis class F (gene PIG-F). Gene Ontology annotation, biological process: GPI anchor biosynthetic process. Gene Ontology annotation, cellular component: endoplasmic reticulum membrane. The transcript is spliced from 5 exons. The record is from RefSeq and is a predicted model, not a curated record. NCBI's taxonomy places the organism in Eukaryota, Metazoa, Arthropoda, Thecostraca, Pollicipedomorpha, Pollicipedidae. The coding region runs from base 87 to 674 and encodes 195 amino acids.
GGGUUGCUCGUAGCUGCCUUGGUGGAGUGCGCAGUUGGGGGGGUUGUUGCCAUUCGCGUGGAAUAUUCUAGAGUUCCACGUCGAUUAUGAUUAUUGUUUCACUGUUCGUCAACAACUGCCGUGCCCUCCUCGCCGUGCUCUUCGCGUUAUGGAUAUUCCUUGUCCCGAAGUCUGAAACAAUUAUCGCGAGCGUGUUUGUUGUAGCGUUUGUCGACACUGUGCUGUAUUGGCGAUCUGAAAAGAAUAAGAAGUUCAUCUCUUUGCUCCCUGUUCCCAUCAUUGUUGUGGCAUCAACUCUGGUGUUUGGAUGUAUUGCAAUCAUCUUUGGUGCUCCACUGCUCAGUGAUAUCGAGAACACUCUGCUGUUUGGUCUUCUGCUGUCGGCGCUCGCCGUCUACCCGACCGCACUGACAUCUGGAGGCAGCGUGACGAAGAUCGUCGAUAGUUUCGUUGAUUUCGUGGGCGAGUCACCGCGGCAGCAGCAGCAGCUGUCCGCGGCAGCUGGUGCCCUGGUGGGGGCCUGGCUCGGCGCCUUCGUCAUCCCGCUGGACUGGGACCGACCUUGGCAGGUGUGGCCGGUGCCGUGCUGCGCCGGCGCUCAGUUGGGCUCCGCGGUCGGCCGCCUCGCCGCCUCGCGCAUUUGUCCGGCGGCAGCCGACUGUAAGCUGGAGUGAGGCGACACCAUGCUGUCGCUGCUGCGCCGCGGCUGGGCCUGGCUGCUGCACAAGUACCGCAUGUACGAGCUCAACACGUCCGUGGCGCUGCUGGAGCCCAACGAGAAGGUGGCUUUCCACAGCUUCCUGGUCUUCAUCCUGUCCAUGAUGGUGUACUCGACGUACGUCUAUCUGCCCCACUACACCAUGGUGCUGUUGUCGCGGUUCGGCCUGGUGGCGCCAGCCACCGACUGACGCCGACCGCCGCACCGCCACUCCGUGUCGACGGUGCACCGCCCGCGCGGACAGUUCCAAAUUAUCUGUUACGUAUACUACGGUGUGGUAGCGCUGGCCGCGGCCGUGUACUGGACACUCGCCGGCGUGCUGCUGUUCAAGUACUGGCACUCGGCGGCGCAGCAUGGCCUCGACUGAGCCGACGCCGGCCAAGGUGCUGACCAAGAGCCAGAUGAAG